Adelges cooleyi (spruce gall adelgid) is the source of this 4392-nucleotide messenger RNA. RefSeq names its product phosphoribosylformylglycinamidine synthase (gene Pfas). Bases 202 to 4173 code for a protein of 1323 amino acids. NCBI's taxonomy places the organism in Eukaryota, Metazoa, Arthropoda, Insecta, Hemiptera, Adelgidae. Gene Ontology annotation, biological process: 'de novo' IMP biosynthetic process. Gene Ontology annotation, molecular function: phosphoribosylformylglycinamidine synthase activity. The record is from RefSeq and is a predicted model, not a curated record. The transcript has 21 exons.
CAUCAUGUUUGCCGACAACGAACAGAUUUUUGAUUAAACAACGUGCUGUUUCUAAGCCGGUCAACGGUCAACCCUUUUUUUAAUAAAUACUAUUAAUUAUUUGUAUAGAUUAUUACGUGCAAACAAAUUUUACUUUUCUGUUAUUAAAAUCAGUUUGGAACGUGAAUAUUUUGAGUUUUCAGAAAAACGUGAUUUUACAGGAUGGCUGUUAUUCGAUAUUAUCAAAGAGCUCAACAUUUACCAAACCACGAAUACCAUAAAGUUCAGAAUAUUAAAUCUAAACUAAAAGAUUUAAUUAAUGUUGAAGUUGAAUAUUGUUUUUACAUAGAUAUUGACAAUCAUGUAAAUUUAGCCGACGAAGACUUAAUCAAAUUAGAAUGGUUAUUAUUAGGUUCUUUGGAAAAAGGAGAUCUUAGCAAAAGUAAUUUUCUUAAUGAAAAGAAUCAUAGUAAGCUAAUUGAAAUUGGUCCAAGGUUAAAUUUUUCAACACCAUUUUCUAGUAAUGUGAUGUCUAUUUGUAAAACAAUCAACUUAAAUGGUAUAAAAAGAUUUGAAAAGUCUACUCGUUAUUUAUUACAUUUCUCUAAUAAUCAAGUGUCAAAUACCCAAGCAAUUGAUCUGAUAACUACUGAAUUAUGUGAUCAUAUGACAGAAAUUGUUUACAAAAUGCCAUUAGAAUCUUUUGAAAUUCAAAGUAACAAAGAAAAUUGGUAUGAAGUUGAUGUUCUUAAAAGAGGAAUAGAAGCUAUGGCUGAAGUUAAUGAAAAACUUGGUUUGGCGUUUGACAAAUGUGAUCUUGAAAACUAUACUAAUAUGUUCAUAAAAUCUAAGCGUAACCCAACAACCGUAGAGUGUUUUGAUUUAGCUCAAUCCAAUUCUGAACAUAGUCGUCAUUGGUUUUUUAAGGGUCAAUUAGUUAUAAAUGGAGAACCAAUAAAAACCUCUCUAUUUGAUAUGAUAAUUGACACACAAAAUUUUUCAAAUAAUAAUAAUGUGAUCAAAUUUAGUGACAAUAGCAGUGCCAUUAAAGGAUUUAGCGUAAAAAAUUUCAAGCCAAUAGAAUCAACUGGUCCUAGCCCAUUUAUAGCUGUACAGUCAAACUUACACUUAGUAUUCACGGCUGAAACUCAUAAUUUCCCUACCGGAGUUGAACCAUUUAGUGGAGCUGCAACCGGUACGGGAGGUAGAAUAAGAGACGUGCAAGCUGUUGGAAGAGGUGGCUUUUGUAUUGCUUCAAGUGCAGCAUAUUGUGUUGGCAACUUAUAUAUACCUGGUUAUGAUUUGCCGUGGGAAGAUAAGUCAUUUGUUUAUCCAUCAAAUUUUGCAAAACCCUUAAAAAUACUCAUUGAUGCUUCUAAUGGAGCAUCUGAUUAUGGCAAUAAAUUUGGUGAACCUAUAAUUUGUGGUUUUGUUCGAUCAUUUGGUAUGGUAAUUAAUGAUGAACGUCGUGAAUGGAUUAAGCCCAUAAUGUUUACUGGUGGUCUUGGGACUAUGUUAGCUGAGUAUACUAAAAAGCUUGCUCCAUGUAAGGGUUUGCAAGUUGUGAAAAUUGGUGGUCCGGUGUAUAGAAUUGGAUUAGGUGGAAGUUCAGCUAGUUCUUUCGAAGUUCAAGGAGUUAAUAAAGUCGAUUUGGAGUUUGAAGCUGUACAAAGAGGAGAUCCAGAAAUGGAGCAGAAGAUGAAUCGUGUAAUUAGAGCAUGUAUGGAAAAUUCAAGUCAUAAUCCAAUAUUAAGCAUCCAUGAUCAAGGAGCAGGUGGAAAUGGUAAUGUUUUAAAAGAAAUAGUAGAACCCGCUGGUGCUAUAAUUUAUGCAAAUAAAUUUGAACUUGGAGACCCAACGAUCAAUGCAUUAGAGCUUUGGGGAGCUGAAUAUCAAGAGAAUAAUGCUAUUUUAUGUGAUGAAAAAGACAUAAAGUUGUUGAAAAAAAUAUCUUUACGGGAAAAGUGUUCAGUUUUACCGGUUGGUGUUGUAACUGGUGAUGGAAAAGUGAUUCUUGCUGAAGAUGAGAAAUCUGUUUUUCAAAACGGUAAAUACCCAGUCAAUUUGGAUCUUAGCAUGAUAUCGAACGAAGUUCCUCGUAAAGUGUUUAAACAAAAAUGGCAAUCAUCAACAAAGAGUCCAAUUAAAUUACCCAAGAUCACGGUGAUUGAAGCAUUAGAUAAAGUAUUGAGAUUGCCAUCUGUAGCUAGUAAGAGAUAUUUAACCAAUAAGGUUGACCGUUCUGUUACUGGUAAAAUUGCCCAACAACAAUGUGUUGGUCCAUUGCAUACCCCUCUUAGCGAUAUGGCUGUAACGGUUGUUUCCUUACUUGAUACGGUUGGUAUUGCAACUUCAAUUGGCGAACAACCUAUCAAAGGCUUAAUCAAUUCUGCAGUUGGAGCUAGAAUGGCUGUAGCCGAGUCCUUAACUAAUUUAGUUUUUGCUCCUAUUUCAUGUUUAGAGGAUGUCAAAUGUAGUGGAAAUUGGAUGUGGCCUGCUAAAUUACCAGGAGAAGGAGCAGAAUUGUUUUAUGCUUGUAAAGCCAUGUGCGAUGUAAUGAAACUACUCGGAAUUGCUGUUGAUGGUGGCAAAGAUUCUUUGAGUAUGGCUGCAAAAGUUGGUAACAAUAAUGUCAAAGGACCUGGUUCAAUUGUGAUUUCCACAUAUGCACCUUGUAGCGAUGUAAGACUAGUUGUUACGCCUGAUCUAAAAGGACCAAGACAAAAUCUAAUAAACAAAACAGAAAGCAGUCUCAUUUUUAUCGAUUUAUCUGGUGGUAAUAAACGACUUGGGGGAUCAGCCCUGGCUCAAUGUUACGGACAACUUGGCGACAUUGCACCUGAUUUAGAUUAUCCAAAUAUGUUAAAAAAUGCUUUUCAAGAUAUUCAAAAGUUAAUUAAAAGUAAAAAAUUAUUGUCCGGUCAUGAUAUAAGCGAUGGAGGAUUAAUAACUUGUGUUCUGGAAAUGGCUUUUGCUGGAUUUAGUGGAUUCCAAAUCGAUUUAAAUAAAAUAAAGAAUACAAUAAAUGUCAAUGAUAUUGACAUUUUGUUUGCCGAAGAAUGCGGUUGGAUAGUAGAAGUUGAAAAUCAGUUUGUAGAAGAAGUUUUAUCAAUUAUCAGAGUACCUGCCUAUGUAAUUGGGCAUACUUCUACAUAUGGCAAUGAAUCUCGUGUUAUUAUAAAAAACAAUAAACAAAUUAUUUUGGACCAAAAACUAAUUUACUUGUUUAAAAUGUGGGAAAAUACAAGUUUUGAGUUGGAAAAAUUGCAGUCUAACAAACAUACUGCUAAACAAGAAUAUGAUAUAUUAUCGAAUAGAUUAGGAUCAGUUUAUUCAUCAAACUUUAUUAUAUCCCAUUCAAAUAAAUUGCCAAGUGCUAGUCCGAAGGUGGCCGUCCUACGAGAAGAAGGUACUAAUGGUGAUCGCGAAAUGAGUGCUGCAUUCUUUAUAGCUGGAUUUGAAGUAUGGGAUAUCACUGUUCAAGAUCUCAUAAACAAUGCAGUUAACAUCGAUCAAUUUAGAGGAUUAAUAUUUCCAGGGGGAUUUAGCUAUGGAGAUGUAUUGGGUUCAGCUAAAGGAUGGGCCGCUAGUCUCACAUUUAAUGCUAAUGCUAAAAAAAGUUUAGAACAUUUCAUUGCUAAAAAAAAUACUUUUAGUCUUGGUGUUUGUAAUGGUUGUCAGCUGAUGUGUAGUCUUGGAUUAGUUGGUGACAUUAAUGCGAGUAAUUCCUUAAAUAUUGAAUCUCCUUCUGUAGUUCUAGCUCCGAAUAAGUCUGGAAGAUUUGAAAGUCGUUUUAGUUCUGUUAAAAUAAAUCCUUCUAAUGCUUUAAUGUUAAAAAAUAUGGAAGGAAGUAUUCUUGGUGUAUGGGUUGCACACGCUGAAGGUCGUUUUCAAUUCCAAAAUAAAAACAUUGCAGAGUCUUUAAUUAUGAAUAAUUGUACUCCUAUAACUUAUGUUGACGAUGAAUACUUACCGACAGAGCAGUAUCCAAUGAAUCCCAAUGGUACUUUUGGUGGAAUAGCUAGUAUAUGCUCAACUGAUGGCAGACAUUUGGCAAUAAUGCCUCAUCCAGAGCGUAGCAUAUUUACAUGGCAAUGGCCAUAUACAUUUGGAUUAAAUCUAUCUGAAGAACAUAACUAUGCUCCUUGGAUGCAGAUGUUUUUUAAUGCUUACAAGUGGUGUUUGGAAAAUUAAACUAACACAAAUAAACCUUAUUUCAAACCCUGUACUUUUUUGGACAAUAUUGUUAAAAAUACAAACUAGACACUGUAUAGAUAUUACAAUACUCCAUUCAAUUACAAUUUAUAUACCUACUGUUAAUGUUAUUUUUCAAUAUAUUUUAUAUGUUAUAUUCUACUUUAGAUCAUUAAUUACUUAUUAUAUAAAGAACAAUUCGAGAAAUAAUUAUUUGUA